AUGAACAUCCUAUCGUCCGCCGGGUUCUUGCAGCACUUAUACCAGGUGUGCCGACUUCCACCUGGAAGCGGAGCUCUUGUAGCUCCUGUGUGUUCAACCUUUGUUUUCAUGAGCAAAGGAACAACGAAGAGGUCAGCUAUUCAACCAGAAGGAGAUGUCUCGGCUCCAUCGGUAAGGGCUGGAAAUAAAAUCCUUUGCCGGACACUGGUACUACUGUUCGUAUGCGCUGCCCUCCAGGUUUGGUGGAUACUGGAACAGCCUAAGGGCUCCUGUAUGGAAGACCACCCAGCGUUUCAAUACUUCAUGCGGCAGGUCACAACAUUCCGACAUUACAUGACCAUGGACGAAUACGGCGGGCCAACACAGAAGCCCACAUGGCUCUACAGCGGCUUGAAAUGCAUCGAAGAGCUCUACAAGUUCAAACCCUUGCGUUUGCCACAGCAUGUUGUCGAAGAGAAGCAAAUGGUCGUCCACUACAAAGACAAGAACGGAGUUGACCGCAUAUGCGGAGGGAAGGACUUGAAAAGUAGUGAGAACUACCCGGCACAGUUUGGAGUGGCAUUGGCUCGGCUUCGGACUCAUCAUGCGGCCCAAGUGAAGAAGAAUGCUUUGAGGGUGGUGAAGAACAACUUGAAGGGCUGUUCUAUGAUCCCUUUGAACCACAGAGCCAGUCCUAGAUGGAUCAAGUGGGCUGAACUAGAGCCCGUCUUUGAUUUUCUAAUGUGA
Molecule: messenger RNA, 726 nt
Organism: Durusdinium trenchii
Lineage: Eukaryota; Dinophyceae; Suessiales; Symbiodiniaceae
Source: the annotation of a GenBank genome assembly